Messenger RNA from Aspergillus nomiae NRRL 13137, 318 nucleotides. Its product is annotated as GFA family protein. NCBI's taxonomy places the organism in Eukaryota, Fungi, Ascomycota, Eurotiomycetes, Eurotiales, Aspergillaceae. The transcript is spliced from 3 exons. The record is from RefSeq and is a predicted model, not a curated record. Gene Ontology annotation, molecular function: carbon-sulfur lyase activity. The annotation marks the transcript as partial.
AUGGCAGAAGCCAAGUCAUACGCAGGAAGUUGCCACUGUGGCCAAGCCAAGUACUCCUUUUCCCUCUCGCCGCCGAUUGAGGAACAGGAGGUCGUCCAGUGUAACUGCUCUAUUUGCCAUAUUAAUGGCUAUUUGCUUGUUUAUCCGAAAAUAGACGAUUUUGAGUUUCCGAGGGAGGAUACUGUGAAGGUUGCUUAUCGUUUUGGAUCCGAGCAGGUUCCCCAUUAUUUCUGUACGAAUUGUGGGACGAGCGUUUAUGCGAGAAGUACUAUUCCGCGUUUCAGUCAUAUUGUUGCAUUGAAUGUAUUACCCCCCUGG